UGAGGCACUGGAGACAGCUUCCAGUCCUGUUAAUGCUAUUGUAUGUUUUGUGCUCAGCAUGCCAGUUCUGCCGCUGGAUGAGCUGCAGGUCACCGAGAAAGAUCCAGUAUCGGGAAAGUCACGGACACUACCGGCCCUGCACCCUGAACGAGCAUCAUCUAGGCACUUUGUAACAUAUGUAUCUCCUCCAUCAUCUUCUGGUUUACUGGAAGAGUUCUUGGAGAGAGCUGAAUUUAUUAAACAGGACCUGCAGUGGUUACUUGCACUACCUCACGAUCUCUUUUGGUGCCAGGUGAUAUUUGAUGAGUCUUUACAGAAAUGUCUGGAUUCUUACCUGAGUAAUGCACCUAGAAAAUAUGACAGUAAUCCCCCACUCCCACCAACUGUGCAACAAGUUCAGAAUGAACUUCAUCGAUGUGUCUUCCUCACAUUUUUACGAAUGUCCACACACAAAGAGUCCAAGGAACAUCACAUCACCCCUUCUGUGUUUGGUGAAAUCCUGUACAAUAACUAUUUGUUUGACAUUCCCAAGCUGAUGGAUAUAUGUGUCCUCUUUGGAAAGGGAAAUUCUGCCUUGCUUCAGAAAAUGAUUGGUAACAUCUUCCAGCAUCAGCCUAGUUACUACGAGGACCUUGGUAACUCAGUGCCAACGCUACUGCAGGUGUUUAACAACAUUCUAGAGAUCUGUGGGCUGCAAAUGGAUGGUGACAAAGCAGAACCUCAGAAGCUGGGAGACCAGAGAAAAACAACACCUCUUGACAUGGCAGAGGAGGAACUACAAGAUGUGUUGCUUUACCUCUGCGAUACUUCCAGCACCCUGUGGGCUUUCCUGGACAUUUUUCCAGCUGCCUCUCAGACAUUACAGAAACAUGGCUUCCUAAACAGGCUGAGCAGUUUUUAUGAACUGUGCUGUCCGGAGCUAGAAGAUGCAAUAACGAAGAGGAAAUUUGAAGAUAAAGGACUACAGGCUGGUCUCUGGAGCAGGCUUUCUCAUUCCAGGAAGAAGAUGCUAGAGAUAUGUCACACAAUCCUGAGCAAUUCAUGCUUACAGCCCAUCCUUGAACACAGAGCUGACAAUAUACAGCCGUAUGUGGAGGAGUUCUUGGAGAUCCUGACAUCUCUGCUUCCAGAGAGAAGAUUUCUGUGCGAUUACGAUGAGCUGUUUCCUGUGGCUGAGGAUGUGAGUUUGCUCCGGCAGGUUUCCCCUUCACUUGAUGAGACUCGCACUACUUACAUCUUGCAUGGGGUACAGGGGUCAUGGGCAGAUAGCCGAAGACCCAGGCCCUGUCUUGCACCCCCACACACUGGCAAAGUCACAGAGGGAGCGUACGCUGGUGCUCAUCAAAAUUCUCAAAGUAUAAAAGAGCCUGAGUGUGAAGGAGCCGCUGCCUACACACAUCUCACUGAUGUUGAGCUGGAUUCACUGGUGUCUCAGGUGAAGGAUUUGCUUCCAGAUUUCGGGGAGGGAUUCAUCCUUAGCUGCCUCGAAGAAUAUGGAAAUGAUCCUGAGAAAGUCAUAAAUAAUUUGCUAGAGGAGAAUUUGACACCACGUCUGCAAGAAUUGGAUCGCACCAUGCCCAGACAGCAGAAACCAGAACCAUGCCCGCUUGUUUCCUCAAGAUCAAACAUCUAUGCAGAUGAUGAAUUUGAUGUUUUCAGCAGAGAUGUUGUGGACGCUUCACGGAUUUGGAAAGGAAGGAGGAAACAGGAGACCUCAGCACAACUCCUGGCAGAUAAGAGUGUGAUCGCCGGACAGAAGGAGCGGUAUUCCCGAUAUGCCAUGGUCACUGAAGAGCACAUUGUCGAUGGUGAUUACGAUGAUGAAUAUGAUGAUACUUAUGAUGGGAACCAGGUUGGCGCAAAUGAUGCAGACUCUGAUGAUGAGCUGAUCAGCCGCAGACCCUUCACAACACCACAGGUACUGAGAUUGCGUGAAGAGGCUGCAGUAGAGGAGGAUGAAGAAGAGGAAGCAGAAGAAGAAACUGUGAAGCCCGAUCACUUUGUGCAAGACCCUGCAGUACUGAGGGAACGAGCAGAAGCACGGAGAGCCAGUUACUAUGCCAGAAAAGGAAUUCGACACGACAAUUCAUCGGCUUUACUUGGAGCAAACAGAGGCCAAGGGCAAAGUAGAGACACUUUGCAGGAACGAAGGAAGAAAGAAGCCAACAAGGGUGUCAGAGCCAACCACAAUCGCAGGGCCAUGGCGGACAGGAAACGGAACAAAGGCAUGAUACCUUCCUAAAACCUAAUGCAUCGCUCACCUCAGAGGGACAAUCGUAUCCUCACCCCUUGAAACAAGUGGAGUUUGGCUUUGUGAGCAAUAAUAGGCUAAAUACAAGCUUUAUUUGUGCCAUCCUCCAGGACCAUUCUGUCUCCAGGUCCCACAUGUUUACCAAGGCUAUCACAAUUUCAAAGUGAACACAAGAAUUAUCUUGCGUUUUGUUUCAAUACAGCUUUCUUGGAGUGAAA
Spea bombifrons (plains spadefoot toad) is the source of this 2469-nucleotide messenger RNA. RefSeq names its product activating signal cointegrator 1 complex subunit 2 (gene ASCC2). The coding region runs from base 59 to 2242 and encodes 727 amino acids. Gene Ontology annotation, molecular function: ubiquitin binding. NCBI's taxonomy places the organism in Eukaryota, Metazoa, Chordata, Amphibia, Anura, Pelobatidae. The transcript is spliced from 19 exons. The record is from RefSeq and is a predicted model, not a curated record. Gene Ontology annotation, biological process: regulation of DNA-templated transcription.